AGAUAGUGUGCCACAAUAAUUAAGGUUGAGCAGCAGACGAUACUUUCAGAAGAUGGGUGCUUCAGCUGCCCAGGGAGAUAAGUACAGGUCUUACUUGUAUGGAGAAGGAGAGGAAAACACUGAAUGGAGAUAUGGGGCUCCUCCCAAUUAUGACGUUGUAAACAAGCUCUUUGAAGAAGGCAGAACUAAGAUAUGGCCUCCUGGGUCACUAGAGGAGCAGGUGCAGAACAUGGUGAAGACUUGGGAGAUGGAGAUGUUCCAUAAAGUGAAGAUGGAAGACUUUAAGUCAGUUGAUCCAAACAAGUAUACUUUCAGCCUCAAUGGAAGGAAGCCGAUAUCGCUGGAAGAGAAGAGAAAGCUUGGAGGAGGCUAUAAUCCACUGCUGCAAACCUCCUUGCCAGAGAAGUUCCGUGCUUAUAAUCCAGAUGGUGAAACAGCGAUUUCGUCUCACCUGGCUUUCACAACAGCGUUUCCUCGUGGUUUUGCACUGGAGAUUCUGCAGGUUUACUCUGGACCACCAGUGAUCCUAUACAAGUUCAGGCACUGGGGUUAUAUGGAGGGUCCUUUUAAAGGGCAUGCACCCACUGGAGAACGGAUAGAAGUCUUUGGGAUGGCCAUUUUUGAGCAAGAUGAGCAUUCAAAAAUUGUGAAGGUGGAGUUCUUUUACGACCGUGGAGAACUGCUUGGAGGCCUUCUGAAGGCUGUCUCUGAUGGUUCCAUGGAUGCCACUCCCUCAAACUGCCCUGUCAUGAGGAGCACUGGGUAGAUAAGUAACAACCAAUAUUCUGUUGUAUACUUGUAUGGAUGAAGUCUUAUGCAGUGUGCCCAGUGCCCACAGUUUCAUCCGCAAGUAUAUCUAUGUUCUAUUGUGCUAAGUAUUCUCUCAUGAUUAUCAACAUGUUUUAACAGCGUUUGAAGUAAAUAAAGUGAAAAAAAUAUCAUGAUCUUCAA
Molecule: messenger RNA, 951 nt
Organism: Vitis riparia (riverbank grape)
Lineage: Eukaryota; Viridiplantae; Streptophyta; Magnoliopsida; Vitales; Vitaceae
Product: pathogen-related protein-like
Exons: 3
Coding region: 53-766 (237 amino acids)
Source: RefSeq, a predicted model, not a curated record